This is a messenger RNA of Clarias gariepinus (North African catfish), 2072 nucleotides long. RefSeq lists its product as uncharacterized. Gene Ontology annotation, molecular function: protein binding. The record is from RefSeq and is a predicted model, not a curated record. The coding region runs from base 50 to 1456 and encodes 468 amino acids. NCBI's taxonomy places the organism in Eukaryota, Metazoa, Chordata, Actinopteri, Siluriformes, Clariidae. The transcript is spliced from 7 exons.
AGUAAAAACAAGAAAUUAAUAAUAAUAAGUGACAUCUUGGUUGUGUAUUAUGGCUGAGGUUAAUUUUGAGGAAUCCGUUGAAUGGCCGUUUAAUGUCCGGAUCUAUUUUCUAUUUUCAAUUUCAGUUGUUGUAAUGUUGGAUGCUCCUCUAAUCUUAUCGGUGAUUUCUUUCCUGCUAAACAUAGGGCCUUCGUUGUCUUCAUGCACUACUCAUGUAAGUGUUAAGGAUUUAGGCUGUUCCCUGCACUGGAGCUGUUCUGAUGUCAACACCACCAUGACAACCUUUACUGUCCAGGCAAAGGCUCAAGGAGCAGAGUGGCAGGAUGUCCCUCACUGUGUCCAGGUGUCCUCCAGUAGUUGUGAUCUGUCUCAGGUCUUCAGAGAUUUAGAUCUCUACAAUUUUGUCAAGCUGGGACUGAACCAGGAACAUGGAGAAAUUAACUGGACCUCAGCAGUGUUGUGUGACCCAGUCAAAGAUGCAAAUGCAAGUUUUAGUCCCCCCUUACUGUCCCUCUAUCUGAAUGAGAAAGAGCUCUGGGUGGAGGUGAGGAUUCCAUGUGCUCCAGAUGCUCUCUGUGAGACUAUAGAUGAGGAUGAGGAGGGUAAUGAGGAGGGUACUCCACCAUGCUGUCCCAUUAGUGACAACCUACCAUUUGUGAACACCACAGUGACUCUUUAUAAUAAACAUAAUAAGACGUCUAAACAGACUCGCACUGAGGAUGUAAUGGAUAGUCUGUGGAAGCUCCAGUUUGUUGGGCUUGUUCCUGGUCAGGAGUACUGCGCUGUGGCCCGCUUUGUCUCCUCUCCUCUCUCUAACCCAGUGUGUGUUACCAUCCCACCGCUGAAUAACCCAAAUCUUUAUGCCUUGGCUGUGUAUGGAGUCUGCAUUGCUUUUCUUGUCAUUGUGGGGUUUGUGCUGAGGAAAAGGUUGUGUCAGCGUGCUUUGACAGACCUCAGACUCCCUAAAUCUCUGAUGUCCCUUCAGAUUCAGGACCAGGAGGGUUACGUUGUGGAUGAACCGAGACAGACAUUCUUUGAAGAAGAGGAAUCUAUCGUCCAUGUAUCCAUCGUCUCCCUUAACCACACACUUCCUUUGGAAACCCAGGAAACCUCGUCCUACUAUCCAUACCUGCAGAGUCUUGGGGACAGAUAUUACACUACAUCCUUUCUGCAUGACCAGUUUAGUGAUAAAAAUCAGGAGACAGAUUACCACUCGACAGAAAAAGAUGGUGUUACUGAUGCUUGUGUAAUUUCAGCUCAAUAUCUAUGGCCACGUUGGUCAUCUCUUCCUGCUCUCAGAACAGGAAUGGUUUGUUUGUUGGGGAACUUUCUUUCUUCUGAGACCUCAGGGGUUCCCUUAAGCUCGGUCAGAGUAGCUGGAGAUGUACAGAUAGCCAAGACGGGGUCAGAUCAUUCUUUUAAAGCACUUCCAACCCUGUACAAGGGUGGUGAUUAAUCUUGGUUUAUCAGUUUACUUUUCAGCACAGCUGUUUUGUUUUUUUGCUUGUUUUUUAACCCUAUUGCUGAUGUACUGUAUAUGGAAAUGAGAUUUGCCAAGAUGUAUGUCUUUCAAAAUAUGAUCCUUGACUGUAUAUAUAUAAACUUGUGCUUAUGAUCAGCUAGUGUUUCAUUUUAUUUAGCCAUUUGGCAUACGCACUUAUCCAGAGCAACUUACAUUUUAUCUCAUUAAACAUCAGGGCAGUUAAGAGCCUUGCUCAAGGGCCCAACAGUGGCAACUUGGUGGUCAUGGGGUUUGAACUGGGGACCUUCAGAACCGUAGUCCAAUGCCUUGACCACUGAGCUACUCCUGUACCCCUGAUUUCUCCGAUUACUACAAUGGUAAGGCAUGGCAUAAUUGUGAGGUUAGAUAUGGAUAAAGGCACCCAAAACACCAUAACAGAUUAUUAAACUUGUUAAUGUUGCAUAAAAAUGGGCAAAACAUGGCCAGUUGGCGCUGGUUUCUCUUGUGAGGUUAUUAAGACAAAAAUGCAGCUUGUCAUUUUCACUUUUUCGGAAACUGGAAAAGUAUCAACUGCUCCAUCAGUUUUUAAGGUUAUGUACUGCAAAUCUAC